Messenger RNA from Saccostrea cuccullata (small rock oyster), 2762 nucleotides. RefSeq names its product laminin-like protein lam-2. The annotation marks the transcript as partial. The transcript has 8 exons. The record is from RefSeq and is a predicted model, not a curated record. Gene Ontology annotation, cellular component: cell surface. Gene Ontology annotation, biological process: signal transduction. NCBI's taxonomy places the organism in Eukaryota, Metazoa, Mollusca, Bivalvia, Ostreida, Ostreidae.
AAGAGGACUGUCCCUCGGGUAGUGAAUAUAAUCCUGAAACUAAAGAUUGUGAUGACUGUCUGCGUGGCUUCUACCGAAACAAAACGGACUCACAACAAGUUAAAUGCCAGAAAUGUCCAGACCAGUUCAUCACCGUGGGUACCAAAGCCACCAGUGUCAAGAACUGUACCAUUAGAAAAGGAAAUGAAACAAAGUCUCUAACUACUGGAAAUCUUACGGGGCAAACAAAUCCCUCUCCAGAGGACUGUCCCUCGGGUAGUGAAUAUAAUCCUGAAACUAAAGUUUGUGAUGACUGUCUGCGUGGCUACUACCGAAACAAAACAGACCUAAAUCAAGUUAAAUGCCAGAAAUGUCCAGACCAAUUCAUCACCGUGGGUACCAAAGCCAUCAGUAAAAAGAACUGUACCAUUAAGGACUGUCCGUCUGGUAGCCAAUAUAAUCCUGAAACUAAAGCUUGUGAUGACUGUCUGCGUGGCUACUACCGAAACAAAACGGACCCACAACAAGUUAAAUGUCAGAAAUGUCCAGACCAAUUCAUCACCGUGGGUACCAAAGCCACCAGUGUCAAGAACUGUACCAUUAAGGACUGUCCGUCUGGUAGCCAAUAUAAUCCUGAAACUAAAGAUUGUGAUGACUGUCCGCGUGGCUUCUACCGAGACAAAACGGACCAACAACAGGUUAAAUGCCAGAAAUGUCCAGACCAAUUGAUCACCUUGAAUACCAAAGCCACCAGUGUCAAGAAUUGUACUAUCAGUAAAGAAGGUGUUGGUCAGAAUUCUCAAGAUGAAGGAAGGAAUAGUGAGAAUAUAGGUGACAACAACAAACCAACCAACAAAGAUGCAAACAAGAAUCCAAACAAAGAUGCAAACAAGAAUCCAGAUCUUUCCUCCCUUGUACCAGAGUCUGAACCUGAGGGUCAUUUCAUGGCUUACUUUUUGACGGCAGUUGUGUUAUGUGUCGCAGGAUAUGUUAUUUUCCACAAUAAACAAAGGAUUGUGGCCUUCAUCAUUGAGGGCCGAACUGGACGAAGAUCUUCACGAAGACCAAACAAAGAUGGCUACAGCAGAGUGAAGACAGAUGAUGUCAUGCCUUCACUGGAGAAAUCCACCACGUCUAAGAGCUAUAUUUAUUAAGUCAUAUGUGAAGACAGAUGUCAUGCCAUCACUGGAGAAAGCCACCACGUCUAAGAGCUAUAUUUAUUGAGACAUAUUAAAUAGUGGUCUGUUUUUAAAAGCCAUGUAUCUUCAGUUCACAAAAUCAAAGUAUAAGAGAUUGUAUAAAGACUUUUGGUUGAUUUUCAAGCAUUUAAGCAUCUUUUUCUAUCAACAAACUUACAACAAAAAGGUAAUUUUGAUUUAAGAAUUUUCUGUUUUGGAAAAAAGUUGGGGGUGGUAUUUAUUUUCAUGUAUUGUAUCCAUGUUAAUAUUCCUGCUUGACUGUGAUAUACAUAUAGUUUAAAUGGAGAGAAAUGAGCAUAUAUCAUUAAGGGAUAUACUAAACAUCUAUUGAUUAGGGUACAGUUUUGUCUGAAAUGGCUCAGCUUAUAGAGGAUGGAGUUAAAAAUAAAAUUCAUAGUGCACCAUAUGCCAUAUUUGGGGGUCAUCAUUGAAGGUGUUGGAAGCAUGGUAAUUUCAUUCUUUUAGAGAUUUUUCUGUAAGAAGAGAAUCAUUUAUAUAUCCAAGGACAUUUACAUUUUGUAGUAAAAAUAAUGUUUCCAGAAAAUUGUUAAAGCACACUUCAUGUGAAAACCUGAGUAUGUAUGCAAUUUAAUUCCUUCUUGCAAUUUUGCAGUGUCACUCUCAUGGAAUAUCAAACUGUGUGGGACUUUGUUAUGUAUAAUUAUGUCCUUAUCUCUGUUAAAAAUUAUAUAUGAUUCAUUUAAAAAUCAAGAAGCUCAAUCCCCUAGUAGAUUAAGAUAAAGGAUUUUAGCACCAGCCUGGCCCUGGGUGUCUUUGUACACUUAUGCUGGUAUUCGUUACAUGAUUUUGUAGCCAUAAAGCUACAGAGUGUACUAGUGAAUUUUUCUUUCCUUUUAUUUAAAAGCAGCUGUCUAUCUAUCAUGAUCAGAUUUGAAAAGUCAAGUAAACGUAAUGAAGUGUUUAAAACAGUAAACCUAUGUGACCCAUUGGCCUCAAUUUUCAUUGCUUUCACUUUAAAAAAAGAAAUGCAGGAAUUAUCAGGAAACUUACAAGCAUCAUACCUGGUAAUUAUUCUUUCAUAGGCUCUGAAAAAGCUAACCCGCUAAUAUCAAAAUUAAUGAUUGAUUCCAUCAAUAGUUACAGUAAAACUUGUUUAGUACGAACACGGAUAUAGCGAAUUCACGGAUAUAGCGAAGUUUUCCUGGGUCCCCGGCAAAAUUCUUAACAAAUCCUUGUAAAAUUUUACGGUUAUAAUGAACUCUGAUAUAACGAAUUCACGGAUAUAGCGAACUGAUUUUGGGUCUCGUUGAAGUUAAAUAUAAUGAAAUUUACAUCUUUUAUAACAAACUUUCAAAGAUCUCAAAAUUUAAUAUAUUGAACUGACUUAUUUUUAUUCAUGGAAUUGUAUAUAUAAUUCAAUUCACAAUAAAACCUUAGUUAUCGAAGGUAUGUUUUGUAAUAUUUGUUUCCCUAACAUAUUUGGUAGUAAUGCAGGAAGGAAAACAUGCAUAUUGCGAAUUCGCUUUAUAUGGUUUUACAAAUUCGUUAUACGGUUGUAACGAAUUACGGAUAUAGCGAAUUAAAUUCACAGGUCCCUAGGACUUCGCUAUAACCGAGUUUUAC